AUGAACAAACUAAAGUAUCUAUCUCUUGUCUCCCACAUCUGCAACGAGUUGCAGACGCAUGUAGCUGUAGCCCCAAAGGAAUUAGCAGAGUACAUCAUCCAUCUCGGCCGCAACUCCGAGACAGCCGACGAAUUCGAUAAGAAGCUGAAGAAGUACGACACAGAGCUUCCUGAUUAUUUCGUCCGGUCCCUCUUAACUGUAAUCCACGGCAUCUACCCUCCUCCGCAGCCCAACGAUACUAAGGAUAAGGUCGACAAGGAGAUUGAGAGUGAAGGUCAGGAGAGGCAGAGAGAGGAGGAUGGAAGGGAUCAUAUGCAUAGAGAUAGGAAUCGUGGAGAUGAUAGAAGAGGUGAUAUAUCACGUGGAGGAGGUGAUAGGUAUAGGGGGAGAUCACGUGGUGAUCAUGACACUGGUGGUGUGGAGGAGCCAGAGUUGAAUGAGGUUUACAAAGGUAGAGUGAGUAGGGUGAUGGAGUGUGGGUGCUUUGUUGAGUUUGAUAGGUUCAAAGGGAAAGAAGGUCUAGUUCAUGUUUCUCAGAUGGCUAAAGAGAGCUUGGUGAAGCGGGAUGUGCAAGUGUAUGUCAAAGUUGUAUCUAUUAAAGGUCGUAAGUAUAGUCUUUCUAUCAAGGAUGUUGAUCAGAACACGGGUAGAGACUUGAGGAGUAAUCCAUCUUUUAGAACAAAGGAUGUGCAAGUCAACAAGACUGUUGAGGAGGAGGAGACUCCUUGUCGUAGGCUACUGAAGAAGAUGAGCUCCCCUGAGAGAUGGGAAGCGAAGCAGAUCAUUGCUUCUGGUGCUUUGAGAGCGAAUGAGUUUCCUGAUUACGAUGGGAUGCUUUAUCAAGAGGAGGAAGAGCAUGAGAUUGAGAUUGAGAUGAAUGAAGAAGAACCUGCUUUCUUGAAAGGGAAGGGCAGGUCCUCUGUAGUUGACAUGUCUCCUAUUAAGAUUUUUAAGAAUCCAAAAGGCUCCAUGAGUCGUGCUGCUGCACUUCAGUCUGCGCUCACCAAGGAGAGGAGAGAAACGAGGGAACUUGAGCAGAGAACAAUGCUUGACUCUAUCCCCAAGGAUCUGAACCGUCCUUGGGAAGAUCCUAUGCCUGAAACUGGUGAAAGGCAUCUCGCACAUGAGCUUAGAGGUGUUGGAUUAUCUGCUUACAACAUGCCUGACUGGAAGAAGGAUGCUCUCGGGAAAACUCUUCCGACUUUCGGACAAAGAUCAAAGCUCUCUAUCAAGGAGCAAAGGGAGAGCCUUCCUAUAUACAAGCUGAAAAAGGAGCUGAUACAGGCUGUGCAUGACAAUCAAGUGUUGGUGGUCAUUGGUGAGACUGGCUCAGGUAAGACCACACAGCUGACUCAGUAUCUUGCCGAAGCAGGUCACACUACCAAAGGAAAGAUUGGGUGUACGCAGCCUCGCAGGCUCGCAGCAACGUCUGUUGCAAAGAGAGUAGCUGAGGAGUUUGGUUGUCGUUUGGGAGAGGAGGUAGGGUAUGCUAUUCGGUUUGAGGAUUGUACUGGACCAGAUACGGUGAUCAAGUACAUGACUGAUGGUAUGCUUCUUAGGGAGAUUCUGAUUGAUGAAAACCUCUCUCACUACUCUGUUAUAAUGCUUGAUGAAGCUCAUGAGCGCACUAUUCACACUGAUGUGUUGUUUGGUCUUCUAAAGAAGCUGCUGAAACGAAGGCCUGAACUUCGUCUCAUUGUCACAUCCGCCACAUUAGAUGCAGAUAAAUUCUCUGAAUAUUUUUUCAGCUGCAACAUCUUUACAAUCCCUGGAAGAACCUUCCCUGUAGAGAUUCUGUAUAGCAAACAGCCAGAAAGAGAUUACUUGGAUGCAGCUCUGACCACAGUUCUUCAGAUCCACUUGACAGAGCCAGAGGGUGACAUUCUUCUCUUUUUGACGGGACAGGAAGAGAUUGAUUCUGCAUGUCAGUCUCUGUACGAUAGAAUGAAAGACCUUGGUAAAAACGUUCCUGAGCUCAUCAUACUUCCUGUCUACAGUGUCCUUCCUAGUGAAAUACAGUCUAGAAUAUUAGACCCUGCUCCUCCUGGUACCCGGAAAGUAGUUGUAGCUACAAACAUUGCAGAAGCUUCUCUGACAAUAGAUGGAAUCUAUUUCGUUGUUGAUCCCGGGUUUGCGAAGCAGAACGUGUAUAAUCCAAAGCAAGGACUAGAGUCGCUUGUCAUUACUCCAAUCUCACAAGCAUCUGCAAAUCAGAGAGCUGGUCGUGCUGGUCGUACCGGUCCCGGGAAAUGUUACCGUCUCUACACAGAGAGCGCAUACCGUAACGAGAUGCCUCCUACGUCAGUCCCUGAGAUCCAGAGGACUAACCUAGGAACGACAACACUUACCAUGAAAGCAAUGGGUAUCGAUGACCCGUUGUCUUUUGGAUUCAUGGAUCCACCCCAACCGCAAGCCUUGAUCUCCGCCAUGGAGCAGUUGUACAGCCUGGGAGCUUUGGAUGAGGAAGGAGUGUUGACAAAACUAGGUAGAAGAAUGGCUGAGUUUCCCCUCGAACCGCAUCUCUCUAAGAUGUUGCUAGCGAGUGUGGAUCUUGGGUGCAGCGAUGAGGUUUUGACGGUGAUUGCUAUGAUCCAGACGGGCAACGUGUUUUAUAGACCAAGAGAGAAGCAAGCUCAAGCGGACCAGAAGAGGGCAAAGUUUUUCCAACCUGAAGGUGAUCACUUGACAUUGCUAGCUGUAUAUGAAGCCUGGAAGGCUAACAACUUCUCAGGCUCAUGGUGUUUUGAAAACUUCAUACAGUCACGAUCGUUACGACGUGCUCAAGACGUGAGGAAACAGCUUCUCAGCAUUAUGGACAGGUAUAAACUAGACGUGGUGAGCGCGGGGAGGAGGAACUUGACCAAGAUAAGGAAAGCAGUCACAGCAGGAUUCUUCUUCCAUGGAGCAAGAAGAGAUCCGCAGGAAGGUGGUUACAGGACGCUGGUGGAGAAUCAACCGGUUUACAUACACCCGGGCAGUGCAUUGUUCCAAAGACAACCAGACUGGGUGAUAUACCAUGAUCUUGUGAUGACGAGCAAGGAGUACAUGAGAGAAGCGACCGUGAUUGACCCAAAGUGGCUUGUGGAGCUAGCUCCAAGGUUUUUCAAAGUGGCUGAUCCAACCCGUAUGAGCAAGCGUAAGCGCCAGGAACGCAUAGAGCCUCUGUAUGAUCGUUAUCACGAGCCUAACUCAUGGCGUCUCAGCAAAAGACGUGCUUGA
Molecule: messenger RNA, 3219 nt
Organism: Eruca vesicaria subsp. sativa (arugula)
Lineage: Eukaryota; Viridiplantae; Streptophyta; Magnoliopsida; Brassicales; Brassicaceae
Source: the annotation of a GenBank genome assembly